This is a messenger RNA of Linum tenue, 2201 nucleotides long. The record is from the annotation of a GenBank genome assembly. Lineage: Eukaryota; Viridiplantae; Streptophyta; Magnoliopsida; Malpighiales; Linaceae.
AAAACAGAAUCAAAAGAAGAAUGGAUACUAUGGUUGCUUGUGGAAAGCACUUGUUGCUCUCUUUUCCUUGUGUACUCAUGGGGUGGCAACGGCAGCCCAUGCCAUGUUUUCUUCUCUUUUCAUUUUCUGGGACCAUCUCUUUUCAUUUCAAUCAGCUCCUCUUAUCACUUUUACGUGGUCGACCUUGGAUCAGAUAUUACGCCACACGAUUCCCACUAUAAAUUUGCCUCUCAUCCCUUUCCCCCUUUCCUCUCCCUCGACUCAUUUUCUCCACUUCCAAACCAAAACCACUGAAGAAAAGAAACCAUCAUCACAACAAUGGCGGAAGACUCAAAUUUGCCUCAUAAGCUAGCUUCUCUCCCCAUGAUUCAUGGUGUCGAAGAAGGUGUUGCCGAGCUAGUGUGGGAAAGUGGCCAGCCUCUGGCCCGGCAUCCAAGCCGCAGCCGCCCUUCUCAGCUCCACAGAUUGAAACGCCCCAGAUUGGGAUUCGGAGCAAACGAUCAGACGGGUUUCGAGCCCCACGUCGUUCCACAGUACAGAGACCUUGACAACCACCAUCCAUCUUCAGGGGAAGCAGCAGCAUUCAACAAUGAGCUCGUACCCAAAGUCCCCGAUUACCAAUUCAACCUUGGAUGGGGACCGUUCGCUCAAAUGCUCAUGGACAAUCCGAGCCCCCAGCAGCAGCAGCAGGGCACUCAUAGUUGUUCCACGGAUUCGACAAAUUGUCCCAAUUCGAGUUCGAGGCUCGAUCUGCUGACGAGGAGCAGCAAUGGAGGGAAGAGCAGCAUUCCUGUCGAGUCGACUCUGGUGGAGAGUGGGUCGAAAAGUGUCAAGCGAUUCGACUUGUUGGCGCCGCCGGAUGAGCAAUCGGAAGCUGUUUCUCGCGACAGUGACACCAGAGCCAAGCGGGCGAAGAUUGAGGCGAAUGCGGCCGCCGGCGGGGAUGAAAACCCUGAUCACAGAAAAGAGUCGGCGUGCUGCUCACUUGCUGCAUCCAAUGAUUUCGAGCGUUUGAAGAAUACCCACCACGAGGAUACCACCGAGACGGCACAACGAGGCAGGAAGAAGAAGAGGCGAUCUGCAGAAGUUCACAACCAGUCUGAGAAGCGACGAAGAGCGAAAAUCAAUAAGAAAUUGCAGGUGCUGCAAGAUAUGAUACCCAAUGCGAACAAGAUAGACAAAGCAUCGUUGCUUGAUGAGGCAAUUGAGUAUAUGAAAGGUCUUCAGCUUCAAUUACAGAUAAUGGCAAUGGGGAGGGGCCUUAUGAUGCAAUCAAUGAUGUUACCUGGAUUCCAAGCUCCUCAAAUGGCACAACCUCCAUCUAUGGGGAUGGGGAUGGGGAUGGCAAUGGGGAUGAAUACGCAAAUGGGUCUCGGGUGCAACCCAACUCCACUCACCAAUUCACCGCUGCUUGGCCUUCCGGGACAAAUGCUACCUUUGACAAUGCCACAGCUGCAGCCAUUCAGUGCCAUGCCUACUGGAGGGUCUUCCUCUACACCCUCAAUUCCUAUGCCUGCAAUGGAACUCAUGGGAUCUGCUCCUCCUUUUGUGGGUACAAGAGAUGCUGCAUUUCAGGGCACUAACCCUGAAAUGCUGAAUAUGGAAGACCAGAAAGAUGGGUAAAGUGCCUCUCUGCCGGUUUGACCGGCUGUGACGAAUCAAUAGGCACUUCCCAUGGAUUGAAAGGUGUAAUUAUCUUCUCUAACAUCGAGUAGCCUUUGCCAAACUGAUGGAAAUGUGGAUAGGUUUCAACAAAUGCAGAGAGGCUUCUGCCUGCUGCGUGUUUCUCGAUCUUCAGUUUUCUUACUGAACAACUGAAUCCUCGGCGAAAGGAUCUGGGACUGGCAAAAGAAAUCAAAGAGAUUCUGCCUGAGCAGCCAAGGAGCAAAUCCUUUAUGGCCUUGGAUUUCUGUGUACACCUCCAGGAAAAGAGACCUAUAAAAGACUUGUUCAGGACUGCAUUUCUUUGCCCCGACAGAGACCUACCAUCUCAGAAUCUGAACAAUCAAGAUGGCCACGAUCUCUGGCAAAAUACAAGUUAGAGCAGCUAGUUUAUUGUAUCAAUAUCGUUGAUGUAUAAGACUCAGUGCAAGUAAAUCUAACAAGCUCGUUCGACAUAGGAAAAAAAAGGCUCAUUGUAGAACUAUUAUAUGCAUAUCUGAACACAUCUUACGCACACAAUGAAGAUCAUACUCAACUUA